AUGCAUUCCUGCGUCCGUCCAAACACGCACGUCGCCUUGCGACUGCCCUCCGGCCUUUUCAAGAUAGUCGAGAUCACACCGAAUACUAACAUCAAUCUUGGAAAGUUCGGCACCUUCAACUCGAACCUGCUCCUCGGCCGGCCAUACUACCUCACCUACGAACUCCUCGACAAGGACGACGGCAAGUCCAAGACGGAGCUGCGCGUCGUACCCGCCUCCGAACUCCAUGCUGAAGCUCUGGGCGAAGACCAUGCGCCCGCUGCCGAGACAGGCGAUGAGAAUGCCGAGGGCGCUGCCGGUUUCGACAUUGUCGGGGAAGAUGGGCAGGUCAUAAUGCGGAACAACCGCCUGACUGUCGAUGAUGCGUCGCGUCAGGCGCUGUCCAUGGCUGAGAUUGAGGAGCUGAAGAAAGCGGGGACAGGUUCCGGCAAGGACAUCAUCGCCAAGAUCAUGGCCUCCCACAAUGCCAUUGACGAGAAGACGAGCUUCUCGCUCGCCAAGUACACGCUAAGAAAGUCGAAGAAGUACAUGAAGCGCUUUACGGCGCUGCCCAUGGAUAUCGGGCUGCUUACAGAAUACGUGCUGGAGAAGGAGGCAUACAAGAUCAUGGAGUUGAGGGAAGAUCUACUGGGCUUGAUCAACAGCUGGGCGAACGUACACUCGGGAGCCACCAACCAGAUUCUCACGGGAGAAGACGGUAUCAGCCAGAUAGGAGGAGGGCGAUGGCUCGUGGUAGACGAUACAGGAGGUCUCGUUACAGCAGCGCUCGCAGAGAAGAUGGGCAUCCUCUACCCCGAGGAAGAAGACGACGACUCGGAAGACGAGGCCGAAGAUGUCGAGAUGAAUGGUACGGCAGCGACAGAGACAGCGACGAACCCCGCCCCAGAGACAAAGGACACAGAUACCGCCAUGCCUGACGCCGACCCUUCAGAUCCUCCUGCGCGCCCCCGAAAACCUCCCCGCCCACACAUCCCCCAAAUGUCCGCGCAUACCAAUACUCUCACUGUUCUCCACCCGAACAAUCAACCGAACCUUUCCUACCUCAAAUACUUUGGCUACGACUACGGCGCCCCAACACCCGAGCACCCACUCUACAAACACCUAAAGUCCAUAUCCUGGCUCGCGCUCCUCCACCCAGAAGACGACCCUACAUACGACGAGCCUGAGGUCAUCUCUGAAGAGGUGUUGGCUGGCAUGAAGAGUACGAAACGGGGCACAUAUUACAAGAAGAGGAGGAGGUGGGAGAGGGUAAAGGGUGUCGUAGAUGAGACUAGACGGGGUGGCUUCGAUGGGUUAGUUGUAGCUACGGCCAUGGAUGCAAAGACCGUACUCAAGGAACUCGUUCCCUUAGUUAGGGGAGGAGGCAGGGUAGUCGUGUACAACCCCAACGUCGAACCCCUUGUCGAACUCUGCGACCUCUACUCCAAGGAACGGAGGGCGGCGUACAUAGCGCGCGAAUUUGGACCCCCGCCAACUACGACACAGACCAACGGAAACAAGAAUCGCAGGGGAGAAGAGCAUGUCGAUACAACUGCUAGUACACCGGAAGGUGGCAACAACGAAGAAGAAGACUUCCCGGUCAAUCCUACCCUGCUGCUUGCGCCCUCGCUGCAGACGGCACGUGCGAGACAAUGGCAGGUUCUUCCAGGCAGGACGCAUCCUAUGAUGACGAGUAAGGGUGGAGCGGAGGGAUAUUUGUUCACUGCUACAAGAGUGUUACCGGUGGAGGGUAGAGUGGAGGCUCGAGGACAUCAUGGGAAGAAGAAGAGGAAGAUCGAGUUGGAAGAAGGGGGCGGGGAUGGUACGGUGGUGUAG
Molecule: messenger RNA, 1815 nt
Organism: Alternaria burnsii
Lineage: Eukaryota; Fungi; Ascomycota; Dothideomycetes; Pleosporales; Pleosporaceae
Exons: 2
Coding region: 1-1815 (604 amino acids)
Biological process (GO): tRNA methylation
Cellular component (GO): nucleus; tRNA (m1A) methyltransferase complex
Source: RefSeq, a predicted model, not a curated record